Capsicum annuum is the source of this 957-nucleotide messenger RNA. Its product is annotated as phosphatidylinositol-glycan biosynthesis class X protein. The record is from RefSeq and is a predicted model, not a curated record. Gene Ontology annotation, biological process: GPI anchor biosynthetic process. NCBI's taxonomy places the organism in Eukaryota, Viridiplantae, Streptophyta, Magnoliopsida, Solanales, Solanaceae. The transcript is spliced from 5 exons. The annotation marks the transcript as partial. Gene Ontology annotation, cellular component: endoplasmic reticulum membrane.
AUAAUUGGUACUUUCUCCUCUCCAUUUUAACACGUGCUCUACCCAAAAUAGCUCCGAUGUGUAGAAAAUGCCAGUUGCCACCAAAAAGAAAAUUCGAUCUCUCAGAACAGCGAGUUUGUUCUUUUUAUAAAUCAUUGAAGGUGUUGCAAAGCGUCUAAUUUUGAUCUUGUAAAAACAUCGAUUCCGUUUGAAGGUGGACGUUAAAUUCUGAAUUUCUUUUAAGUUACGAUGGAACUUCAUGAUCUUCUGCCACAAUGUUUGGCAAUGAUCAUCACAGUGAUGCUAAUUGCUAGAAUCAGCUCUUGCCUCGAUACUGCAGGAUUAAGUGAAGUCCAUGCACCUUAUCUUGAUAACUAUGUUGCAAAAUCCUAUUUUAGUAAACAUGACAAUUUGAUAGAUUCGAAGUUUGAAGAUUUCAUUGCACAUGACAUACUGUCCAGUGGAUGUAUAUCGCUGCAAGGCAAUGUCGAAUUUCCCCCAAAGCUGACUUUUUUACAUAGAAAGUUGAUUGGUGAAGGCUCCCAUCGACGUCUAUCAUCAUCUCUCAGAUUGAAAAUGUCAUCGGAGUCCUUUUCCAGGUCUUCAAAAUCGUUUGAGGUGAUAAUUGUUGAACGACUGCCUUCUGGAGUCUUUGCAGAUCCUUUUGAGCUGCAACACCUUGUGCAGCGUGGUGUUUUCACCGAUGCUACUGUAUUUGGAGAUACAAAUUUAGAGUUGCCCUCAUUUCUGUCAAACCGAUCGCUUGUUGAGGUUCAUCUGGAAGUGAAUUCCAAUUUAACAACUCAAUGGAAGCAUGAACUGGAACUAAACAUGGAACUUCCUCUACAUUCUCGGUAUCAGCCACUAGGACAUGGAUUCUCAAGAGUUGAAUUUGCUUCUCCUGACUUGUUUCUGAGAUGCAAUGUUGAAGGAAAACAACAUGACACGAGUUGUUUGUUUGCGCUAGACGAGCAGAAU